AUGUCGUCCAUACAUGCUCGGAGCCGCCGAGCCCAUCUCGCUCCUAUCAAGACCGACACUUCAAGCCUCCCGGACAUCUCCCGCAGAUACUCAAGUCGGCCAUCUUAUUCUUAUGGUGGGAUAACUCACUCAAGACUCAACUCAAUCGGCUACGCACAAGAUGUGAUGCACUCUGGUCCCAGCCCCAUGAGACGCAAUCCCAGCGACGCUUCCGAAAUGGGGGCUCCCUAUGUUUGGGUUUCGAAGCAGCUCUGCCCAACUCCCGUGUCUGAGAUCUCGCCGCACACAAAGGUCUGGCCUACUGUGCUCGAGGCGCAUGCUCGAAGACCCCGGCAAAUGUCUCUGGGGCAUGGCGAUGUGUUUCGACAGAAUACAUCUGGGCCACUUCGAGUGUCGUAUACUCGAGCGGCGAGUCGCAGACAGUCUAUGUAUACCUAUAGAGCCCGCAAUCGAUCUACAGAUAUGGAACUUCAGCGGAAUCAACAACUUCGUCUCUCGCUGUGGGAAAGAGGUCAUAGGAUAUUUGGCCUCCCAGGAGAAGCCGAUGUUUUUGUCAAGCCACUGCAUCUCAGCCGGCCACUUAAAGAAAUCAGAUCGUGGACAGAAGAGCCGUCUUCCGCGUCACCGUUGUCUCAGCGCGUCUUUGUUCGUGCCGUUAUUCGCUCAAAAUCUCACGGCCGCAUAAAGCGCAUUGGCCUGAAGCGCGAAUUCAAGCUGGACGAGUUGAGAGCCACAGCACUAGAUCCUCUACCUGGUCCUCAGUCGAAAAACUUCAAUCGUCAGGUACUACUAUCCAGACUACAGCUAUCUGACGAAGAUCUAGAAGCCCAAUCUCCGGUAGAUUUAGACAUGGCCGAUGAUGGUGAUGACGAUGUCGUUGUGAAGAAAGAGAAGACGGAACUGCCUCCGAUGCUCGAGCAUCCGCAACCCGUGCCCAAGGCAACUACUGUACCUAUGAGUCUCCCAUAUGCGCGAUCACAGUUACCAGCAUUAGCUGCCGUUAUGAUGUCGGGCGAAGUUAGGCGAGGAGAUACGAUACAACUUGCAAUGCCUCAUCCGAGCGAGUGGCCCUCGACAAUAGCCUACGUCUAUACUGGGGAGAGAGAGCUCCUUACAGAGGAGGUUAGGGAUAAUAUUCUGUAUCUUGGAGGCAAAGUUUAA
Trichoderma gamsii is the source of this 1161-nucleotide messenger RNA. RefSeq lists its product as hypothetical. Bases 1 to 1161 code for a protein of 386 amino acids. The transcript has 2 exons. Lineage: Eukaryota; Fungi; Ascomycota; Sordariomycetes; Hypocreales; Hypocreaceae. The record is from RefSeq and is a predicted model, not a curated record.